Dendronephthya gigantea is the source of this 653-nucleotide messenger RNA. RefSeq lists its product as uncharacterized. The record is from RefSeq and is a predicted model, not a curated record. Bases 41 to 616 code for a protein of 191 amino acids. The transcript is spliced from 2 exons. NCBI's taxonomy places the organism in Eukaryota, Metazoa, Cnidaria, Anthozoa, Malacalcyonacea, Nephtheidae.
GGAGAAUACCGGAAUAGUAGCAUCAGAACACACACCCAGCAUGGCUCCGUCUGCCACGCAUUCUGGAGAGAUGGCAGCAGGCGUGUCUUCGAUCCAAGAUUCAAUACCAGCCAAGGUGACCGCGUUACCAUCAGGCGCCAUUAGCACACAAACAUCACCAGUAACCAAUACAGCGACAGCACCAGCUGAGGUGACCGCACUACAAUCAGGGCCCUCUGGGGUACAGCCAUUAGGAUCAAACGCAGUACAAACAUCACCAGUAUCCAGUGGAACAGCAACAGCGGUGAAAAUAGCAACACCAGUAGCGAACAGUAACGCACCACCAACACAAAUGAACGACGCAACACCACCAGCAAUAACUAUAAAGGAAGAAUCAUUGAAGGAGUUCCAACUGGCCAUGCUGAGAGAACACAAUAGCAUGCGAAUAAGACACGAAUCAAAACUGUUGGAGCUAGACGCCAACCUUAAUGCUGUGGCUGGAUUUUAUGCAAGAUCUUUAGCGCAGAAUCCUCCGCUCAAAGGUGCUUAUAGCCUUCUUCCAGGAGGAAUAGGUCAGAAUACUUAUACACGCUGUGGAAAAAGUUUACGUGGUGCAGAAGUAACCAAAAUUUGGUAAGUAUUUCCUAAAACCUGGGGGGAAACAUUCUCCCACG